AGCACCCGUGUUCCUCUGCUUUUCCCAUCUUUAUAUAAACAGCAUCGUCGCAGUUCGCUUAGUUUCAGUCACUCGGCAGCGAAGAGUUUGACAGAAGAAGAUGGGCGUGCCUGCAUUCUACAAAUGGCUGGUUAGCAAAUAUGACAAGGUUAUAGUGAAAGCCCGCCAAGACACAGGAGAAACUGAAGAUGCCACCUUGUCUAAUUCCAAUGCCCAAGUCUUUGAUAACUUGUACCUUGACUUGAAUGGAGUCAUCCACCCCUGCCUCCGCCCAGAUGACGAUGAUAGCACUCCGACAACGAUCGAAGAAGUAUUCCACAAUGUAUUUGAACACAUUGAUCGGCUUUUCAACAUAGUUAAGCCUCGCAAGCUCGUGUAUGUGGCAAUAGACGGAGUAGCCCCUCGGGCCAAAAUGAACCAACAGCGAUCGAGGCGUUUUCGAUCAGCAAAAGACGCGGAAAUAAGGGAAUGGGAGGAAAACAGGUUGAGAAGGCAGUUCGAAAUGGAUGGCAAACAAGUUCUUCCAAAACGAGAACCGGAUGUUUCCGACUCCAAUGUGAUUACACCGGGCACCGAGUUCAUGCACAGACUAUCAAGAGCCCUGCAAGACUAUAUCUUUGAGAAGAUAACCCAUGAUCCAUCUUGGAGGAAUAUUAUGGUGAUUCUCUCUGACGCCAAUGUCAGUGGAGAAGGAGAACAUAAAAUUACGUCUUUCAUACGAAGGCAGAGGACUCUGCAAGAUUAUGAUCCAAAUACCACACACUGCUUAUAUGGGCUGGAUGCUGACUUGAUAAUGCUAGCCCUGGCAACACAUGAACCACAUUUUUCAAUACUACGAGAGGUUGCGGUCACAGCAGAGCAGCAACCAAAAAGUGCGGCAAUACCUUUCGAGUUUGUGGACAUUAGGUUGUUGAGGGAAUACCUUCAACAUGACUUGAACACACAAGAUCCACCCAAAGAAUUCAACAUCGAAUUUGAGAGGAUAAUUGAUGAUUUCAUCUUCAUUUGCUUUUUGGCUGGAAAUGAUUUCCUGCCUCCCUUGCCUUCUUUGCAAAUUCACGAGGAUGCUGUGGAUUUACUAAUGACAGUUUACAAGAAAGAGUUCAAGAAUAUUGGAGGGUAUCUUGUUGAUAUGAGUAAGGUCGAGGACGGGAAAGCCGCUUUUGUGAAGUUAUCAAGAGUUGAAAAAUUCAUCCUUUUGGUUGGAACAUAUGAAGAGAAAAUUUUCACAAAAAGAUCCGAAAUAAGAGAGAAAGUAUUGAGAAGAUGUAUGAGAGAAUAUGAACAGUCUAAACAGGAAGAGGAGAAUGCAAGUUCUGAACAAUGCUACGAAAGUACUUCGGCAUCUGUUUUCCUCUGUGAGAAUCCCACUGUUUCUGCUGAUUCAGAAGAGCAGCAGAUUAUGCAGAACACAAAGGAGUUAAAAGAACAAUUAAAUAAUUGCAUCAAACGCAAAUUAGAUCUCUAUAGAAGUGGAGUGUUUCCAAAUGAUAAGGUAAAAUUAGGAACACAGGGUUGGAAAGAAAGGUAUUAUAAAGUGAAAUUCUCUGUGGAAAGUAUCGAAUCCAAGAGAAAAGAAAUAGUCAAUAAGUACACAGAGGGACUGUUAUGGGUGCUUAAAUACUAUUAUUUUGGUGUUCCUUCGUGGUCAUGGUUUUACCCUUACAAUUAUGCACCUUUUGCUUCGGAUUUUAGGGGCAUGACUCAGGUGAGAUUAAACUUUCACAAAGGGGUCCCAUUAAAACCUUUUGAUCAGCUCCUAGCUGUUCUGCCCCCCAGGAGCGCUCAUGCACUACCGAAGUCAUAUUCACAAUUGAUGGUCGAUGAGCAAUCAAACAUAAUUGACUUUUAUCCACAUAAUUUUGAAGUUGACACGGAUGGAAAGCGGUUCAUGUGGCAGGGCACGUUGAAACUUCCAUUUAUAGAUGAAGCGCGGCUUUUGACUGAAUCAAGAAAACUCGAGAAGGAGUUAACUGAAGAAGAAGCAAUUAGGAAUUCAGUAGGUUCAGACCUACUGUUUGUUGCAGGAUCUACCAAGCUAGCGGCGAAGAUUAGAUCUUCCCGGCAAAAUGUAGCAAAUAAGAUUGAAAUAAGCAUAAGUGAUGGAAUCGGGGGUUUCGUAAGACCCUGCACUGAGGAUGUUAAGGUAGAUUUUGAGUCUCAGGAGGAUUGUGCCAUAUGUGCUUAUUAUGAGCUGCCAGGUGGUGGUAAACGUAUUCCUGGUUUACUUCAUGGCCUGAACCUACCGGAAAAGACAAUCUCUGGUGAUGAUAUUAUGGAAACCGCACUCUGGCAUGAACGGUCCCAAUAUGAAAGCAAGUUUAGAAAUGCCAACAAUUACCAUAAUACAUGGAAAACUAACGAAGGUGGUAGCAGCAGAAACGCAAACAGCAAUUACAAUAAUACAUGGAAAACUAACGAACGAAGUAGAAGCAGCUUUGGAUCCUCCUCAUAUGGUAGCGUCAUUUACAAAGGUGGAGGUGUUGGAUGGAGUUCAGGUUCAGGUAGGGGCACUCCCAGUGCUGACGUGGGACUUGAUCGGAAAAUGCAGUCACUGGUAGUAUCACAUCCCCAAUCCAAUCAAACCCCCAGUCGUAGUUCUGGAACAGUGUCGUUUCCGGCAUCCAGCAGAAACAGUUCCGCGUAUCAGUUCAGCAGUAAUAGCAGUAAUCAUGGGUUUCAAGCUGACGCGAAACCUUUUGUUUGGGGUCGAGGCAGAGGCUCUCAUGCCUCCGAUCGUGUAAAUUCCUGGAGGAAAUCUUGAAAUGGAUUUCCUAAUCAAACAUGAAAAUCUCGGGGGUAAAAGUUGAAAUGUUGUUUCAGGUUUCUCUACGCAAAUGACUGCCUUUUUGACUUAA
Messenger RNA from Neltuma alba, 2858 nucleotides. RefSeq names its product 5'-3' exoribonuclease 3-like. The coding region runs from base 101 to 2764 and encodes 887 amino acids. The transcript is spliced from 23 exons. NCBI's taxonomy places the organism in Eukaryota, Viridiplantae, Streptophyta, Magnoliopsida, Fabales, Fabaceae. Gene Ontology annotation, molecular function: RNA binding; 5'-3' RNA exonuclease activity. Gene Ontology annotation, biological process: nuclear-transcribed mRNA catabolic process. The record is from RefSeq and is a predicted model, not a curated record. Gene Ontology annotation, cellular component: nucleus.